AUGUUCCGAGCAGGUCUUCAUAUUACGACUUCCACGCCGGCAUACAUCUACACCAUUAGCCGGAGAAACAAUACCAAGCAAUUCUAUACCUCAACACGAACCGUUUCGAAAGCUUCUGGAGUAUCACCCGACAUCGUGUCUUCAUCUGGCCUCUCCAUUCGUGGGGUCCAAGCUACUCAGUCCCCCUCCCAUGAGAAGAGAGCUCUCGACACCGCUGCUAUCGCCAAAAAGUACUUUGGCAACGACGCUCCUUGGUAUCAGGACCGCAUCGCCUACUUCGAAUGUAGCGAUACUCAGAUUCAGGAUGUCUUCUACUACCGCCAGAAAAUCUUCAGAGCUCAUCAACGCGAUCUUGGAGCCAAAGGCUUCAUCUCGACGGAAUUCUUGGAUGAUGUAGGUUGGCAACUACAGCCUUACGCCAGUUUGAACGAUGCUACUGGUUUCCACAUCGGAGAAGGUAGAUGGAACAGAGAUCGCCGUUUCAAGGAUGAUUACAUCAACUACAUGCUCGGCGGUGGUGACGACCGACACUUCACCGACUACAUCCAGGACUCUGUCUGGGGAAGUUACCUUGUUGAUAACGAUGUUCCCAGUGCAACCAAAUGGAUCGAACAGAUGAAGACUCUGUACAAUCAAUGGAGCGACCACUUUGACACCAGCAAGGGGCUGUACUACAUCGAACCAUUGUUGGACGCCACGGAAUAUACCAUCUCAUCCAUUGACGCUUCCGGCGGCCAAGAUGGUUUCACUGGUGGUGAUGCCUUCCGCCCAAGUAUCAACAGCUACAUGUAUGCCAAUGGAAGAGCUAUCGCUAAGAUUGCCGCUCUUGCUGGCCAAAACGAUGUCGCCACUGACUACAACAACCGCGCCACCACCCUCAAGAACAACGUUCAGAAGAGUCUGUGGAACUCGACCUUGAGUCACUUUAUUGAUCGCUACCAAGUCAGCAACAACUAUGUCAAAUACUGGGACCCCAUUCGUGGUCGCGAGCUUGUUGGCAUUGUACCCUGGACCUUCAACCUUCCUGAUAACUCUACUGAGUACGCUUCGUCGUGGAAGCACAUCUUGAACGCCAAUGAGCUUGGAGGACCGUACGGAUUGAGAACUGUUGAGCCUUCAUACCAAUACUACAUGAGACAAUACCGCUACGAAGGCACACAACGUGAGUGUCAGUGGAAUGGACCUGUAUGGCCCUUCCAGACAACUCAGGCAUUGUUGGCCAUGUCAAACCUGUUGGACCACUACCAGCAGAACGUCGUCACCAAUGCCGACUAUUUGAGAUUGCUGAAGCAGUACGCAGCUCUGCACUACCAGAGCUCCAGCACUCUCAACCUUCAAGAAGACUACGAUCCUGCCACCGGAAAAGCAAUUGUCGGCCUCGCAAGAAGCCCUCACUACUUCCAUUCUGGCUACAUUGAUCUCAUCAUGACUGGACUUGUCGGCAUCCGACCCAGAGCAGACGACUUCCUUGAAAUCAACCCCUUGAUCACAAGCGAUAUCAAGUACUUCCGCGCCGAACAAGUGCCCUACCAUGGUACCAACAUCGUCGUUCAGUGGGAUGCAGACGGUAGCCGCUACGGUCAAGGCGCUGGUCUCCGCGUCGAGCGUGACAAUGUUGUCAUUGCUACUUCCUCAACCCUCAAGCGCUUGGUCAUCCCCUUCCAAAAGAAAGCAAUCAUUGCUAUCAACCGCCCCAUCGCCAAGUCCGUCCAACUACAAAGCUCUACCAGCUAUCCUGUAGGUUCUGCUUCCUCCGGCACAGACGUGGAGAAUGUACACGAUGCUAUCGACGGCCGCAUCUGGUUCUUCUCCGAACUCGUCAAUGGAUGGAACUCGGAUGUCAACUCUGCCACUGCUCAGUGGUACACCGUCACCUUCCAAUCCGCCACCCAGAUCUCGCGCGCAGAGAUUGCAUGGUUUGACAAUGGCAAUGACUUUGUUGCCCCUACUGCAUACUCGAUCCAAGUCCUGAGCAAUGGCAACUGGGUUGACAUUGGUGGUCAACAAAAGAGCGCUGUCGUGGCUAAUGGUAUCACCAAUGUGCAGUUCACUUCUACCAGUGUUACCCAGGUACGACUUGCCAUGACCCAGCCUUCUGGCAAGAGAACUAGACUUGUGGAAGUCAAGUACUUCUAGAUCAGGAUGGG
Messenger RNA from Aureobasidium pullulans EXF-150, 2147 nucleotides. Its product is annotated as Six-hairpin glycosidase. Gene Ontology annotation, biological process: carbohydrate metabolic process. The record is from RefSeq and is a predicted model, not a curated record. The transcript has 3 exons. The coding region runs from base 1 to 2136 and encodes 711 amino acids. Lineage: Eukaryota; Fungi; Ascomycota; Dothideomycetes; Dothideales; Saccotheciaceae.